This is a messenger RNA of Gossypium raimondii (Peruvian cotton), 1702 nucleotides long. RefSeq names its product AT-hook motif nuclear-localized protein 6. The record is from RefSeq and is a predicted model, not a curated record. NCBI's taxonomy places the organism in Eukaryota, Viridiplantae, Streptophyta, Magnoliopsida, Malvales, Malvaceae. The transcript is spliced from 5 exons. Gene Ontology annotation, molecular function: minor groove of adenine-thymine-rich DNA binding. The coding region runs from base 458 to 1465 and encodes 335 amino acids.
UCUCCUGCAAAACCCUAAAUUCUUGUUUGCUGAACAAAUUCUUACCUCAUGCCAAAAAAAUUGCAAUUUUCUUCUCUGUAAUUAUUGCUAUUUUUUUUUAUUUUUUAAAAUCAUUUUUCAAGCUUUGUGUCUUCUCAAAAAUGAAGAUUUAAGCCACGAAAUUUUCAUUGCAGAAAAAGUAAAUCCAAAUUUAAUGCUCAUAAAACUGAGUUGCUUUUGAUCUUCGAAUUUUUUAUCAAAGUUGUUAUCUUAUUAUUUUUUUCAAACACUUUUUUCUUCUAUUUUUAUGCUUUUUUUACUCUGUAACUGAGCUCAAGUUGUGUUAUUUUCUGAUAAAUUUUCCUUUUUUUUUUCGAUUUAAUCGCUCUAAAAUUUUAAAAAUAGCUUCAAUCUUCAAUCGUAGGUUGCAGGGUUUUAGGGUUUUAGCCAGUUGUGAUUUGUUUUUUUUUCCCCAUAUAUGGAGGACAAAGAGGGACCUACGCUCGGUGUCACAGUGAAAGGAGAUGAAUGUCUAGAUGGCUUCCACGUGGCCUCAUAUGUGGGGCCUACAGCUCCGAGCAUCGUUGCACCUCCGCCUAGCAUGGUAGUGCCACCGGGACAUGGCAACGGUUCAGAGAUGAUGAAGAAGAAAAGAGGAAGACCGAGAAAGUACGCACCGGAUGGAUCUUUGGCCAUAACAUUGUCGCCGAUGCCGAUAUCGGCGUCGAUUCCGAUGAACGGAGACUUUCCCGGUUGGAAUCAGGGAAAAGCCCAACCAGUUGACACGUUCAUCAAAAAGUCACUUAACUAUGAGCUCGAGACCAACCCAGGUGACAAAAUCGCAUAUUUUGUCGGGACAAAUUUCACACCUCAUGUGAUCACUGUGAAUGCUGGUGAGGACGUUUCAAUGAAGGUGAUGUUUUUUUCUCAGCAAGGAGCUCAUGCUAUCUGCGUCCUCUCGGCGAAUGGAACUAUUUCAAAUGUUACCCUUCGUCAGCCUACUUCAUCCGGUGGUACUCUGACGUAUGAGGGACAUUUCGAGAUCCUUUCAUUGUCUGGGUCAUAUAUGCCUACUAACAAUGGCGGAACGAAGAGUAGGUCAGGUGGGAUGAGUAUUUCUUUGGCAGGUCCAGAUGGUCGUGUUCUAGGAGGGGGACUUGCUGGUCUGUUGGUAGCUGCCGGUCCUGUGCAGGUUGUUGUCGGCAGUUUCCUACCGGGUCACAAGCAGGAGCAGAAGCACAAGAAACAGAGAAUUGAACCCACGGUGACUAUCAUCAGUCCUACGGCUACACAUUCCAUGCCUGCAGACAUUAAUGUGUCCUAUGGUAGAAUCAAGCCAAUUUUCACCUAUUCAUUCCAUGGAGACAAUUCAGGUUCUUUAAACCCUAUCCAGAGCUAUAGAAAUUCUAGUAUUGACAAUAACUCGCCUUCAGCUGAAAACGAAUCAAACAGCCGUAGUCUAUCACAGUGUCAAGUUUCGAGCUGAUAGAACAUGCUCGAUGGUCUAUCUAUACGGACAUGAAAUCCUUGUCCGAAACAAAUAUAAGCCCUUUAAAGCUAGGUUUUAACCCCUAAUUGUACUGUCUUGUUAGGUUUAGGUAGGAUUCCUAAUCGUUAGGAACUGUACUCGGCUUUCUUCACUCCGCAUGGUGUAUUUUCUAGUGAUGUAUCACUCGUUGAUAGAAAAUUUAUGAAUGAUUGAAGACUGGUACCAUUUCUCUCA